Cucurbita pepo subsp. pepo (vegetable marrow) is the source of this 1790-nucleotide messenger RNA. RefSeq lists its product as uncharacterized. Gene Ontology annotation, biological process: regulation of DNA-templated transcription. Gene Ontology annotation, molecular function: double-stranded DNA binding. The record is from RefSeq and is a predicted model, not a curated record. NCBI's taxonomy places the organism in Eukaryota, Viridiplantae, Streptophyta, Magnoliopsida, Cucurbitales, Cucurbitaceae.
UUGCGAGCUCUGCGACUUCAAAAUCCGACAUUGAAUGGGUUUUUUCGUUUCGACUCUGCGGCUGUUCUUGGAGCUUAAAACCCUAACUAAAACCAUUGCUUGAACUUCGACAUUCCCAUCCCAAAAUGUCUAAAAUUUCCUCGAAAUUUCUGCUCUAUUUCAUCCAAAAUCGGUUCGUCAAUACGGUUUCUGGUUCUACAUUGCCUCUAGCGUCUGUGUCUACGAUUGAAUUCCUCAAGAACUCUUGUGGGCUUGCUACGGAUUCUCCUUCUUCCGCCCUUCGAAAGCUCCAAUUCGAUGAAAAAAGCGCCAAGAAGUACGAAGCCGUUCCUCGUUUCUUGAAAUCAUAUGGAUUCGAGAAUUCGCAGAUCGCCAAGUUGAUCGCGAAGCGACCUUCAAUCCUUCAAUCGAGAGUCUCCAGCAAUCUGAAGCCUAAAUUUGAGUUCCUCGAGGAAAUUGGGUUCGUCGGCCCUUUACUUCCAAAGGUAAUUUUAUCGAACCCCGCUAUUCUGCAGAGGGGCUUAGAUUCUCAUUUGAAACCAUCGUUUUGUUUCAUUAAGGAAAUGCUUGAAUCGGAUGAGCAGGCUAAUUUUGCUAUUCGUCGAUUUUCGUGGCUUCUAACUUCUAAUUUGAAGGGUGUUAUGCAAUCUAACGUUAAUGUGUUGCUCGGUGAAGGGGUACCUUCGAGGAAUAUAUCGAAAUUGAUUCGGCUGCAACCAAGAACUAUUUUGCAAAAGGUUGAUAGAAUGGUUUGUGCAGUGAAGAAGGUCAAGGAAUUGGGCAUUGAACCACACACCCGUAUGUUUGUUCAUUCGAUUCGUGUAGUGGUGUCCAUAAGUGACACAACUUGGAAGAAGAAAAUAAAUGUUUUGAAGAGUUUGGGAUGGUCUGAGAAGGAGAUUUUAACAGCAUUUAAGAGAGACCCAUAUUGUUUAGCUUGUUCAGAGGAGAAAAUGAGGGCUGUUGCAGAUUUCUGUUUGAACACUGCAAAAUUGGACCCAGAAACUUUAAUUUCUUACCCCAAGUUCUUCAUGUCUGGACUGGACAAGCGUCUCCGGCCAAGGUUCAAAGUUCUUGAGGUUUUGAUGGUCAAAAAACUUAUUAAGAACAGAAAGAUUGCUUGGUUACUUUUUCUAGGGGAGAGAAAUUUUGUCACGAAUUAUGUUCUUAAGCAUUUGGAUGAAGUCCCAGAUCUUAUGGACAUAUACAGGGGCUAUGCGGCAGCCGAAUCCAGACCUGUUCUAUAGGAUUGGAAGAGGUUGUAAGUCAAAUUCUUCUUAUCUUCUAAAUUUUAGUACCAUGAUUUCGAAAUGGGAGAGACGUUUUCUUUAGCUUUUCAAGAUCUCUCUCCUCUCACAGUGGUAGACCUCCCUUCCCUUCCAAUUUGAGGCUGUUCUUAGCUAAAUCUCUUAUUGUUUGUCUCUUGGCUUUGUUAAGUAUGUAGCCUAAUUCUGAAUACAAUGAUAUCUUGAAAUGGGAAGCUUUUUUCCCUUCCUAUUGAGGCUGCUAGCUAAUUCUAUUACAACAUCUUGAGCUUUUGUAAGUUGUUUCAUUUUAGAACGAGAAAAGAAAAAUGGACCCAUUUCGUUUGCAUUUGGAAUUGUGGAACCGAGCGGAAAGUAUAGCAACCAUAGGUUUUAUUAGGGAUAGCUCUUGAUGUUCAUAUCGAUUUAUUAUGCUUCUUGUACCUCUAAUAUUAGGUAGAACUUAGACAAUUACCAUCUCAGCUCUAUUGUGUCUUUGGUUCAUUUCUUUUGGAACAAUCAAAAACAUUAUUAUUUUACUAUGAA